UGCAUCUUCCGCAAUCAAAAUGGCCGAUACAGGGAGCCAAGUUCCUGUAACUCCUACGGCUCCUGAGUUUGAUACUAGCGAAAACGCACCGUUACUCCAAGAAGAACAAAGAAAUGAACCUCCACCUGCCUUUAAUUCUGGAUACAACACGCAAGAUUCCCCUCCAAACUCACCACCGCCUGCAUACUCUGAGCAGCCUCCACCGUACACCCCACCAAUAGCCUAUACAGGAAGUGCUGAACCCUCAGUCAUAUGCAGAGUCUGUCAACAGAUUAUUUACAUACGUGGUCGUGAGCAGCAAAGAGUUGUCAAAUGUGCAAAUUGUCAAGAGGCAACACCAAUCAAACCACCUCCAUCUGGGAAAAAGUAUAUACGCUGUCCCUGUAAUGCUUUACUAACUUGCAAAGUAACAUCAACAAGAAUUUCUUGUCCAAGACCCAAUUGCAAGAGAAUAAUCAACCUUACUCCAAGAGGACCAGGAGGACCAUCUGCAGCAACAGUUCCAGGAAUCAGAGGAAGGUUUAGGGUGACAUGUGGACACUGCAAUGAAAUUUUUGUGUUUCACUCUACAAAUCACUUGGCAAGAUGUGCACACUGCAGACGUGUUUCCUCAGUUGGGCCUAGAUAUGCCAAGACUCGUGGAACAGUAUUUGCUGUAGUUGGACUUCUUCUGCUUGCUGCAGGAGCUGGUGUUACUAUUGGAACUUUUGAAUUGGCAAAGCAGUCUUCAGGAAUCUAUGUUGUUUGGAUUGGAGCUUUUAUUGCUGGAAUUCUAAAUCUUAUCAGAAGCUGCUACUACUGCACUAUGACUGUUAGUCACAUUGAAGGCGACGUGUAAAGCAUCAUUUAAUGCCAUGUUUUUAAUGCUUCAACUCAAAACUAUUACAGGAAAGAUUUUUAGGGUGGUUUUUAAAACCAGUGAAAAGUACACUUUUUAUUACUAUUUGUUUCACGUGUUUAUGAGAACCACUCUAUUGCAUGCUGAAUAUUCCAUGAUAAGACUAUAGAAUAUAUUUGUGACUAAGUUGGUGUUCAUCUAGUUUCCAGCAUGGAUGAGCAUCACUUAGUAAAACAACUAUUACUAAUUGUAAUUUAAUUGUACUGCUGUGACCAGAAGRUGCAUGUUCACUUUCUCUCUUUGCAUUUUUAAAAGAAAAUUAGAACUUGGUAAAUAACCUGCAUUCCACCACACUCCAAGUUUGGGCCAGAGAAAUCCAGAAGGGAAUGUCUGGGUGCAGCCUGAAUGAAUUUGAAAACACCUAAUUACAUACAYAUUAUCAACCAUCCAACCAUAUGUAUUGAAAGCAGAAUUUCAAUUUUCACUGUUGUUAUAAACAUGUGGAAUUGRUCCUCAAAUUCACUGCAAUACACGACUUUCCAUACUCAGGUUCAGUGACCAUGAACAAAGCAUUGAACCGAGGCGUCAAGAUACAGUGAGCAUAAAAGAAAAUAUCUGUGAUCAGUGUUCCUUGAUUCCUCCAUUCAAUGCUUUUCAAACAAUUUUCUUAGUUUUUAUAAUGACAAUGUAAAUUUACACUUAAAUGAAAAACAUGACAUGUAUCUCUAUGAAGAACAAUGUGAUUGGAUCACUGUAGUUCAGCAUUUCUCUCUAUGUGGCAAAAACAUUCUAACAUCUGUUUUGUUUAUCAAUAUUUCACUAGACCAAUAAGAAGCUCUUGUUUGUGAGUAAAAAGGUGUUUCUAAUUUUGUAAGGCAUCUGGUAAAGAGUUUAUCAUAUUCAGUAUGCAGCAACAAUAGAGACUCACUUUUAGACUGACCUUUAUGAUUGCUGCAUAUUUCAUAGAAUCAAAUAAUUGUCAUGGUAUCAGUCAUACAUUCUGCUCAGAUUUUAUACAAGUUUUCCUUAUCCUAGUGAUUUAAUGUCUAAAAAAGUAUUAAUAUAUUCUGCUUAUUGGUUAGCUAAAGUUUCAUUAGGAUGGGACCUCCAAUUUGUAUGUUUUUUUUUUCACAUAUAAAAGAUGAAAGAUCUCCAAAUUAUUCAUAAAAUCAUUCACAUUUAAAAUGGUAUCAUAGAAAAAGGUGACUACACUAGUCACUUGCUUGCACUAGUCCUGGAGUAUAAUGACUAAGCCUAUAUUGUAAGAAAUAGAAUUAUGUGAUUAAGUAUUAUGGGGUACCAGUGUCAAUCACAAACACCACUUUGGGGAAUGUUUGUUCUUUGAACAAGCAUGAGGAUGAUUAACCAUCAUUUAAGUACAAAGCUCAUUCAUUUAUUUUUGUACGUAUCAGCUAGUUUUGUUUCUCAAGUAUACAUUCCUGAAAUUGUUCUCCCAACCAUGGCUUUGUGAUUUGCACUAAGCCAAACCUGUAUAGGGAGUCAGAUUAAAUUGAUUGUUAGACUAUAGAAAUACUCUCCCAUUUCUGUAAUUGUACAUUAUGUAAUGUAUAUUGUUUUAUACACAGAAUCAAAUUUAUCCCAAUAUUAUAUAAUCAAUUGAACAAAUACAAUGUUAAUCAUAUGAAUCUAAAAUGCAAUGAAUAAAAAAUAAAUAAAACUGAAUCACUAGCA
Messenger RNA from Exaiptasia diaphana, 2530 nucleotides. Its product is annotated as type 2 phosphatidylinositol 4,5-bisphosphate 4-phosphatase. Lineage: Eukaryota; Metazoa; Cnidaria; Anthozoa; Actiniaria; Aiptasiidae. Gene Ontology annotation, cellular component: late endosome membrane; plasma membrane; lysosomal membrane. Gene Ontology annotation, biological process: phosphatidylinositol dephosphorylation. The transcript has 7 exons. Bases 20 to 838 code for a protein of 272 amino acids. Gene Ontology annotation, molecular function: phosphatidylinositol-4,5-bisphosphate 4-phosphatase activity. The record is from RefSeq and is a predicted model, not a curated record.